AUGCUGCGAAGACACAUCGCCAAGCCAAGCCGUUGCCGUACGAGUCUCCUCAUCUCGGCCUUCAACUUCUCGACAGUGUCGUCACUCGCCGCGUCCGCCCAAGUCCUGCCGAAGCCGCCAUCGCUUGACCCGAAGUCCCGCGGCCUCUUGGUCUCCUGCAACGCCCGGAUCACCAGGAGCGGGCGAGAUGGCGAUCUCCUCGGCGCCCAGUCCGUCUUCGACCGCAUGCCCGUCCGCGACGUCGUCUCGUGGACGGCGCUCCUCACUGCCUACGCUGAAAACGGCCGGAUCUCUGAAGCCCGGAGGAUAUUCGACGAAAUGCCCACGAGAAACAUGGUCACUUGGAACGCGAUGAUCUCGGGCUACGUGCGCUCCGCCCACGUCUUCGAGGCCCGCGAGUUGUUCACGCGUAUGCCCGCCCGGGAUGUGGUCUCCUACUCCGCCAUGAUUACAGGAUUUGCGAAGUGCGGGAUGAUAAAGGAGGCCGAGGAAGUCUACCAGGAGAUGCCGCGGAGGUGGCGCGACCCGGUUGCUUCAAACGCCUUGAUCUGUGGGUACCUGAGGGUUGGCAAGCUUGAUAUGGCUGCCUGUGUGUUUGAGUCGAUGGAGGCGAAGGAUGUGGUCUCCUGGAGCUCGAUGGUCGAUGGGUGUUGCAAAUGUGGGAGGCUCUCUGAUGCCAGAAGGAUUUUCGAUGCAAUGCCGGAGAGGAAUGUGGUUUCCUGGACUGCUAUGAUUCGAGGAUACUUUAAGGGUGGAAUAUAUGAAGAUGGGUUUGGACUGUUUCUACAGAUGAGGAGAGAAGGCGUGGGCAUCAAUUCCACAAUGCUUUCGGUCAUGAUCGAUGCCACUGCCGAAUUGGAAAGGAUAGAAGAAGGGAUUCAGAUUCAUGCUCUUGUCUUGGUAACGGGACUCCAAAAUGAUGUCUUCUUAGGUGAUUCAAUUAUUGUCAUGUACACUAGAGUUGGUUGGAUGGAAGCUGCAAAAAAUACGUUCAGCUGCAUGAACACAAGAGAUGUAGUCUCAUGGAAUUCUUUGCUAGCUGGAUACAUCCGGUAUGACAUGCUAGAGGAGGCCAAUGUGUUGUUUGAGACCAUGCCAGAGAAGGAUGCUGUAUCUUGGACCUCAAUGAUGGUGGGAUUUUCCAAUAGAGGGUGGAUUUCCGAGUCUGUCCGUCUAUUUCAUGAGAUGCCUGUGAAAGAUGAAGUUGCAUGGACUGCAAUCAUUUCAGGGUUUGUGGCGAAUGGGGAGCAUGAUAAUGCAUUGUGGUGGUUCCAUCGCAUGGUGCAUGAAGGGUUUAAGCCCAAUGGUUUCACACUGAGCACCGUACUCAGUGCUUCAGCUAACUUGGCAAUUCUGGACCAGGGAAUGCAGAUUCAUGCUCGUAUCAUCAAAACAGAUCUAGAGUCAGAUGUGGCUGUCCAAAGCUCUCUGGUCUCAAUGUAUGCAAAGUGUGGGAAGGUGACUGAUGCAUAUCAUGUCUUCUUGCAUAUCUUUGACCCAAACCUUAUUACAGUGAAUGCAAUGAUGACAGCAUUUGCUCAACAUGGUUUGGCAGAAGAAGCUCUUCAAUUGUUUAAGGACAUGCAGGGAUAUGGCUGCAAACCUAAUCAGGUUACGUUCCUAGCGAUUCUUUCAGCUUGUGCUCGUGCAGGCUUAGUUAAUGAAGGUUAUAAGCACUUUAAAUCCAUGUCAUCUUCAUAUGGCAUAGAACCAGGACCUGAUCAUUAUACCUGCACAGUCGAUCUCCUAGGCCGUGCAGGGUUUCUUACAGAAGCAUUAGAUUUGAUUGAAUCGAUGCCAUUUUCUCCUCAUUCUGCAAUAUGGGGAGCAUUGCUUAAUGCUAGUAGGAUGCACUCUGAUCUUGAACUUGCAGAGUUGGCCGCUCAGCGACUUCUGGAUUUGGAACCAAACAAUGCAACAACUUAUGCUGUCCUGUCAAACUUGUAUGGUUUGGCAGGGCGCAAGAAGGAUGAGGAGAGAAUGAGAAUAACAAAGCAGACCAAUGGUGUGAGGAAGAGUCCAGGAUAUAGUUGGGUUAUAUCUGAUAGUUAUUCAAGCCAGCAGAACACAGCAUGAGAUGUACACAUGCUGCUUAGAUAUGUUUAUAAGGCAAGUCAGCAUUUUUGAGGCAGGAAGCAUGUAUCUAUGAAAAUGAUGGUGUUUCCAGUCUUCUACAUGACUUCUUUGGCAUCCGGGCAUUGAACUUCCUGUCAGUUACAAGGACAAAAUAUGUCAGGCUAAAGCAUUGAUUGAGAAUCACAACGAUGGUUCAAAUCUUGUAAAUGAUCUUUUUUCUUAAUUGCUGACACUUGCAAAGUGGCAAUCAAUAUCAGAUGAGUGCAAUUCCAAUUCAGAUUCUGGAGGCAAAUAGCGUGGUUUCAAUUUGAAGGCAGACAAGAAUAUGAUUUGCAGGCAUAAGAAAAACCAUACAAGAAUAUGAACUGCAGAAGAGACGUCGCAGGUAGAGGUGGGGGGUAGAUUUGGAGGGAAAAGUGGUGUUUGUGAUGGUAGAGGCAGAGGUGGCAGCGGCAGAGGACAUGGUGAUGGCAUGCCAAACAAACAGAGUCUUGGUAUGGCUAGUUCAGGUAUAGACAGGCAUCCAAUUUAGUUGUUCCUUAUUUUUUUUAGACAAUUGAUGUUUAAUAGAUAAAAAUGUCUGUUUUAUCAAGUGUUUCAUGGCAUUAACAUUUUGCAAGCAAGAAGACAACCUAUAGUGAUGAACGAAAAUGAAACUUCUUCAUGGAAAGUUUUUUUA
This is a messenger RNA of Musa acuminata AAA Group (dessert banana), 2755 nucleotides long. Its product is annotated as pentatricopeptide repeat-containing protein At1g53600, mitochondrial-like. Bases 1 to 2076 code for a protein of 691 amino acids. Gene Ontology annotation, molecular function: protein binding. The transcript has a single exon. The record is from RefSeq and is a predicted model, not a curated record. NCBI's taxonomy places the organism in Eukaryota, Viridiplantae, Streptophyta, Magnoliopsida, Zingiberales, Musaceae.